AUUUGAUCGGGUUGAUUCCAUUUGGAGAGGGAGAAGGACGGACGUGGCAGCAUUCACAUCUCUAUUGUUCUUCCUCAACAACCAAUGCAAUCCUCCAUCGUCAACCCCCUCUUCUCUUCUUGUUCUAUUCUGUUCUGUUGUGGUCUGAAUAACCCACAACAUUCACUCUAAAGUAGAGAGAAAAUUUGGACGGAUCCAGAGAGAGAGAGAGAGAGAGGGAAAUGGCGUGGAGGCUCCCUACACAGCUGGCGACCACUCCUCCUCGUAGCGUCAAAACUUGCCCUCGACACGAUACACUCUCAUGGCGUCACACUCUAUCCCCCGACGGCCUCUCUUCUUCACCACCAUCCCCAUCCUUGUUCACUCUUGCCUCCUCCUACUCCUCCUCUUCUCCAGGGCGCAGAUGUCAUGUGCAACCAUUGGUAACAUGUACAGCUCAGACUGCAAAUCUAGCUCCGGGGACUCCAGUGAGGCCAACGAGCAUAUUGGUGGUGGGCUCCACCGGAACACUUGGGAGGCAGAUUGUGAGGAGGGCUCUGGACGAGGGUUACGACGUCCGCUGCCUCGUCAGGCCUCGACCUGCCCCCGCCGACUUCCUCCGUGAUUGGGGCGCCACCGUUGUCAAUGCAGACCUGAGCAAACCAGAAACCAUCCCUGCCACUUUGGUUGGUAUCCAUACAGUCAUUGAUUGCGCUACAGGGCGUCCUGAAGAACCCAUCAAAACUGUAGAUUGGGAAGGAAAAGUUGCUCUAAUACAAUGUGCAAAAGCAAUGGGAAUUCAAAAGUUUGUGUUCUACUCCAUCCACAACUGUGACAAGCAUCCUGAAGUUCCUUUGAUGGAGAUCAAGUACUGCACUGAGAAGUUCCUCAAGGACUCUGGCAUAAACCACAUCAUUAUCCGGUUAUGUGGUUUCAUGCAGGGCCUAAUAGGGCAGUAUGCAGUUCCUAUCUUAGAAGAGAAAUCUGUCUGGGGAACUGAUGCUCCAACACGAAUAGCUUACAUGGACACUCAGGAUAUAGCUCGAUUGACAUUUAUAGCUUUGCGAAACGAGAAAAUUAAUGGGAAGCUUCUCACAUUUGCUGGUCCUCGGGCAUGGACAACCCAAGAGGUGAUAACACUGUGUGAAAGGCUAGCAGGGCAGGAUGCAAAUGUUACUACAGUCCCUGUCUCAGUUUUGAGAUUAACUCGCCAAGUGACUCGAUUGUUUGAGUGGACUAAUGAUGUUGCUGACAGAUUGGCAUUCUCAGAGGUCCUCACGAGUGAUACAGUUUUCUCAACUCCAAUGACUGAGACGUACAAGGUUCUUGGUGUGGAUUCAAAAGACAUUAUUACGCUGGAGAAAUAUUUGCAGGAUUACUUCACAAACAUAUUGAAGAAACAUUUUUUCUCUUACAAAAUUAAAAAAUUCAUCUCAAGCGAAAUUUUUUAG
Molecule: messenger RNA, 1430 nt
Organism: Camellia sinensis
Lineage: Eukaryota; Viridiplantae; Streptophyta; Magnoliopsida; Ericales; Theaceae
Source: RefSeq, a predicted model, not a curated record